Asparagus officinalis (garden asparagus) is the source of this 1492-nucleotide messenger RNA. RefSeq names its product B3 domain-containing protein Os12g0592300-like. The transcript is spliced from 5 exons. Gene Ontology annotation, molecular function: DNA binding. Lineage: Eukaryota; Viridiplantae; Streptophyta; Magnoliopsida; Asparagales; Asparagaceae. Bases 80 to 1159 code for a protein of 359 amino acids. The record is from RefSeq and is a predicted model, not a curated record.
GUGUGUGUCUAGAAAAGCUCUGUUGCUGUCUUCGUUCCUUCACCCACAGAGAGAUCAAUCCGAGCUUGAUUGAUUUCUUAUGGAGGACUGUGAGAUCUGCAUCAGCUAUAAAGAGCAUUGCUACUGGAAGCAUCAGGGUCUGAAGGGAAAGCAGUUUUACGAGGUUAUGGAGGGUGAUUUCUCUCAGCAAAUGAAAAUACCGAAGAAAUUCUCUGAUCAUUUCAAAAGCGAACUUUCUCAAAAUGUUAUUCUGAGGAGUCCCAGUGGAACAAUUUGGUCUGUUGAAUUGGCAAAAACUUCAGACGAGAUUUCAUUCCAAGUUGGAUGGGAUGAAUUUGUCAAAGACAACCAUAUACAGGAGGGAGACUUUGUGAUUUUCAAAUAUAAUGGAAAUUCCUGCUUUAAGUUUUCAAUUUUCAAAAGAGAUCACUGUGAGAGAGCAUCUUCAUCUGUGCUUAAGAAAGGAAAUUUGGAGACGGGACGAAAGAGUGAUGAUUCUGUAGAAUAUUUGGAUAUAAAAUCUCAUAAUGAAGUGAUGGUUAUCUCUAGUGACAAUUCCCGACCAUCAUCUUCAUUUUCUGGACAAAAUUGUAGAGCUCCAAGAAAUUACCAGAGGGCCGGAGUAAGUUACAACCAGAAAAUUACCAGAAGCAACUCUACUCAUCAAAAAAAGAAUCUUGGCCAAUCUUGCAGAAUGAAAUACAUUAAACAAGAAUCUGACGAUAUUAUCUCUCGGGAGAUGUUUUCCCGCCGAAACAUUUAUUUUCCACGCAAAAGACUGUCUGGUGCAGAUGAAAAUAAGGCAUUGAUGUUAGCGAAAUCAGUUCAAUCAAGAAAUCCUUGUUUUGUAUCAGUUAUGCAUCCAUACAGUGUCCUUGGCUCUGGAAAAACUUUUAUAAUUCCAUCUAGCUUUGCAGCGAAUCAUCUUCCUCGUCGAAGCAUGCAAGUUUCUCUUGGCAUCCCAGGUCACAGGAAGAAAUGGCAAGUAAGUUACAUUGUCGGAAAUUCUACUUCAUGGUUUGGUGGAAAAUGGAAUACUUUCGCCCAUGACAGCCGCUUGCAGAAUGGAGAUGUUUGCCUCUUUGAGCUUGUCAAGAAACGUGGAAAUUUUACGAUGGAAGUUCACAUUGCUCGGGCUGCAUCCAGCUCUAUUUGUUGAAAGAAUCAGGCGCUGCAAGUAUCGUGAAGUAGACUUUUGUUGAGAACAUAUCUGCUGAUAGGACUCAUAGCUAGCGUGAUGGUGAAUAGUUUGCAUGUAAUAUAUACAAGUCCUUAUGUGCGUCGAUGGAUGUUUUAAACUGUACUCUAAAGCCAAAUUUUGUUGUUUCUGGAUCUGGCUUGGAGAUCCACAUACGGUAGGCUGAGCAUUUGCUUAGUAUCUGCAGCUUGAGCUCAUAUCUAGUUGUAUGGGAAUAUUUUGCUCUAGACCUUUGCAACUCCUUUGUUAUCUAAAAAUGGUAAAAUUAGAAGUACUAAAAUUAUGAUUAGGAUA